Messenger RNA from Eriocheir sinensis (Chinese mitten crab), 3738 nucleotides. Its product is annotated as carbohydrate sulfotransferase 10-like. Lineage: Eukaryota; Metazoa; Arthropoda; Malacostraca; Decapoda; Varunidae. Gene Ontology annotation, biological process: carbohydrate biosynthetic process. Gene Ontology annotation, molecular function: sulfotransferase activity. Bases 384 to 1835 code for a protein of 483 amino acids. Gene Ontology annotation, cellular component: membrane. The transcript is spliced from 3 exons. The record is from RefSeq and is a predicted model, not a curated record.
GUAAGCUGUGCGGUGUCGUGGGUGGAGCUUCUCGAUGUGUUCUUCUGUGUGUGUCGUGUAAUAUCUAAGUAAAGCUGAUAAGAUGUCUGGAACUGGUGAUGGGGGGCAGAAUGCUGUGUCCUGCCUCUACGUGUUUCCAAAUGAAAGUUGUCUAAUGUAAAGAAAAAAAGUUGAUCAGUGAAUAGUUGUUAAGCAUAUUGUUGUGCAUCUUCCAAUCCCAGUGAUGUAUAAAUGAGCAAUAACCUAACGGCAAAAUAAGCAUCAUACGCGAGUGAGAAAGGAAAUAAUACAUUGCAUUUGCCUUGGGCGGUGGGAGACUUCCGUGGCGGCCAGUGGCCUUUGUAUUUCCUGUUGAACAGUUUCUCUGUCAAGACGCUUACGAGAUGGUGUUCCCUGGAAUACUCCGGCGGGUGAACAAAACCCUUCCUGCCCUCCUGCAAACCAUCGCCAUCAUUUGUUUCAUCCAUUACGUCGCUAAGGGUGUUCUGAUGAAGGUCCAGACAAGGUCACAUCACGACUACCACACCCGCAUGAAGGCGGGUUCCCUACACGCCCACAGCGGGCGGGGCGGAGGAGGCCCGCGGCCCGCCCCGGUGCGCUCCAGCAGCGUCAACCCACAUCCCGCCGCCGUCAGCUUCUCCUCCGGGAAGACCUCCACCACCACCGUCAGCCCCACCACGCCUCCGCCAGUCAUUCCCGAUAAGGUCAUGGAACGAGAGCAGAAGAGGAGGCUAGACAAGCUGCACAAGGCUUGCACCAGGAUGAACAUGGGGCUGUGGGCGACCGGACAGGCGAAUAACUUUACGGAUGAGGAGAAGCUCGCCAUGGCUGCCGUGCCAAAGAUCCCUCUGUACCAGGCGCUGCUUGUGUCCGAGGAGAAGCGGCUGGCUGUGUGCCCUGUGGUCAGAGCGGGGUCGCAGUGGCUGUCCCGACUUCUCCUGCAGCUCACCGGCAGGUUCACCAACACCAAGCUAUACCGCCUACACGAGCCUCCCUCCGCCAUCGCCCGCUACAACUUUCCUUACCUAAGUUCUUGGGAGAAGUACCCGGUAGUGCUGGCCAAGUGCGUCACUGUGCUGAUGGGACGCCACCCACUGGACCGCCUACUUGCGUCCUACCGCCACGUACUGGAAAACCCGGACAAAAACCCGCACGGCUACCUCCACUACGGGAAGCGGAUCGUGCGUGCCUAUAGGAAGGGUCCCACGCCGUCCAAGGGGCCAACGUUCGAAGAAUUCGUGAGGUUCCUUUUGGAGCACGACUCCCGCCACCUGGACGAAGCCUGGCACCCCAUCAUCCGCCGCUGCACGCCCUGCCACAUCCCGUACAACGCCGUGGUGCACUACGAGACGAUGUGGCACGACGUGCAGUGGGCCUGGAAAAAGGCGGGGCUCGGGGCUCUCAACACCACGGACUACUUCACGCAGAGUAUAACGCCACAGGUGCGUAGGAAGUAUUUCUCUGAACUCACCCUUGCGCAGAUCAUUGCGCUGUAUAGAAGGUUUAAAUUAGAUUUUGAUAUAUUUGGUUAUACUCUGGAGGAACACAUCGCGUAUGCCAAACCUGGAGACGAAGCGAUAAAUCCUGCGCUGAUGAACAGCUUGCCGCGCCAAAACAUGGAUGUUCUUCAGAGCGUGCUGAGGAAGGCACAAGAAAAGCCACUGGUGAAGCAGGAUGAGGACCAAGACGUGCUGCGGGCGCCCGCGGAGUCCAUCUUGGGCCUGUCCCUCACGGGCGAGCGGGGACCUGUAGAGAUUGCAGAUAACCAUCUCCCGGCUGAGGAUUACAGGCAGCCCCCGCAGGCCUCGGAGAAUAUUUUGGUCAGCCCGGAGUGACCGCUACCAAGUAUAUGCGAACCAAACAUAUGAAACGAAGGUGCAAUUAAUGGACGAAAAAGUGACUCAAAAUGCUGCACAGUUGAAAAAAUACAAAAUGAUGAUUAUAUUAUUCAGAGCAAACCAAUGUAUACUUAAUUAUUUUUCCAAACCAAUGUAUACUUAAUUAUUUUUCUAGCUCCGUAUUCGGGUCAAGUAUAAGCUCUACGCACCGUCUGCCCAUGCUUCAAUGAUGGUUAUGUAAUCUCAAUAGAUUAUUGGACAUACACAGGGCCGUAUAGGCUAUAUGAUUAAGUGGGUCCAGGCAGGCUUAUUUCGUGUGUGUGUGCAAAGCUGUACACGUGCAAAGCGUGCAAUGUUGAUAACCUAGCUGAACAUAUAUGAUUAUAAUAGAGUUUAGUCCAGCAGCUGUUAAGCAACUAAUGGAAGAGAUAUGACUCGAACCAACCUAAGAUUUGACCCCUUGUAGAUGAAUAUGACUGUUUUGGGUUCUGCCUAUAUGACUAUUUUAUAUAAUUAACAGCUAAUAAACUGUAAAAUAUCAAUUUUGGGUGACAUGUUACUAUUGUUUGGGGGCAUUAUUAAUCUUUACUGUUAUUCAAUGUAAAGACAUAUUACUGUCAAUAUAUUCAUUAUAUGAAAAAAAAGUUAUUUCAUUUGCAUGCUGAAAACCAACAAUGUCCUGGACCGACUUAUGAGACUGCAUCGCUUUAUUUUAAAGAUUAGUUAUUCAGAAGACAUACUGACAUUUGUGACAGCUCUGAAAUAAUACUAUUUAUUAUAAUCAUCAGUAUUAUUAUAAUUUUAUUGAGUUAAAAGAUAUCUAUUGCAUAUUUCAUGACAAUUUGUUUCACUCAUGUUUUCCAGUUUCAGGGGUAAUACAGAUCAGAUAUUUCCAUACAUUUAUUAUUUGUGCAUUCAAGUACAUAUUUCUUCUAAGUAGCUUUUGGUCAGUACAACCCAGGAAAAAUAUAUUAGCUCACAAAGUUGCUCCAUCAUUCCUAAGAGAUACAAGUGGUGGAGAAACACAGGAAUCAAUAAAUGCCAUCUCCACUCAUGACUAGCACUGAAGUCACACAAUAUGAAAGGUAUAUUACUACUGGGUUUCGAGUCUGCCAAGCAGAGGGUCACAAAGGUUAUGAUACAUGAGAAAACAUAAAGGAGGCAAUGCUAAACAUGUAGCUACUGCUGUCAUCCAGAGAGCUCAGAACUCAUGCAUUAUCUCCACUUGGCAUUAAGUCCUUAUGCUGCAGCAAAAUAAUGAAAAUAGAAGAAAAAGUCUUAUUAUACUGUACACAUGCAAACUGAGGCAGAACCAGGAAUGCUUCGGAUAGUUACAGGCAAAGUGUGCUUCCCUGUGGCACAGUGGGCACAGGUGCUGCAGGAAAUGGGGUCUAAUGCGAAGGAUAUUUAUGGGAGAAGGUAAGAGGAGAGAGUACAUUCAAGGUUUCUUUGUUCUUUAGCAACUAGCUCUACAGCCACCAAACAUGAUCCAUUGAACACUUUGUAUUAUCUGAUCUUGUGCUCAUUGAACAGGAUAAUAAUUCCCUUCCCUGGUUGAUUUACUCCUGCAACCACGCAUUAAGAUAACUACCAUGGGUAUCACAAGAAGUAAUCUUAAAAAUAAUUAUACUAGAUAACACACAUUUGUUUAAACCAGGUUGUAGCCUUACAUGGUAACUCAUUUCCUUCUCCACUUCAAGUUCAUCCUCCCUUAUACAGCAUCACCAGAGGGACUGACAAGUACAAUGCCUUCUUCCAUCAAGCUUUCAUGUCUAGGGACUUAUAAUCUAAACAAGAAAUGCCAAGGACACUGGUACAGACCCAGGGGAUUCCAAGUGUGCUAAAUAGUGUAGGAAAAUCCAAGCUCUUUAAAGUACAUAGUAUGACAGACAUUUCUACA